CUACAACGCGCUUCUACUCCAGACCACAUAAAGCACUAGAGUGCCGGUCAAUUUACCGCUUUAUUAGUCGCUAAAACUACAUUUUUGAAUCUUUCUGCGAGGAAUGUCACUCCAGUGAUUCAAAUGAAAGCAAUUCGUUUUUAGGAUUCGAUUCAGAGUGAACGCACGAUGCCUAAUCUCUGCUCGGCGCUAAACUGCAACAGGACCAGCACAACCUCGGUGCUGGCGUUCUUCAGGUUUCCACGGGACCCGGAGAGAUGUAAGAAAUGGGUGGAAAACUGCAAUCGGUCAGAUCUGAAAGACAAAUCACCGGACCAUCUAAACAAAUACCACAGACUGUGUGCCAGGCACUUUGAACCUAACCUGAUAUUCAAGUCUAGCCCUUUCAGGACAGUCCUAAAGAAUAAUUCGAUACCAACUAUAUUUGAUGAUCCUUGCCGCAAACGGUCAAAUAAGGAAGUGGAAAAUAAGGAAGCCCCUCAAGCAAAGAAGGGUAAAUCGGAUACCCAAUGUGAAGAAGAUAUUCGUGGCACAACAACCGAGAAGAUCAGUGAAAGCAACAAUGGUGAUGGGGCUGAAAGUGGCCCCCAGACUUAUGAUGAAGAAACGCUGAACAAAGAGUAUCUCAAGUCUUUGUUUGAUAUUGUUGUGAUGAUGGGUACGCAGAACAUUCCUCUGCAUGGGCACUCUGAUAAAGAGCCCAAAAGCAAAAGCUUCACUCCCAGCAACUUCCAGGCACUGUUGGAGUACCGCAUCAAUGCAGGUGAUGAAUUCCUCAGGAAGAAGUUUGAGAUGUCUGCCAUAAACUUGGAGUACUGCUCCUCUACUCAGUUACAGCAGAUGCUGGAAGUGAGUGAAAAUUGUGUCCGUCAAGAGCUGUUAGCUGAAGUUAAAGAGGGACGUUUCUUCUCAUUGAUUAUUGACAACCUGGUUGAGAUAGUCGGAGAGAGCCAUCUCCCGUUGUUUGUACGCUUCGUGGACAAGAGCAACUGCCUUCAGGAAGUAUUAAUUGGGUUCUUGCUUUUUGAAGGAGAUGCGGAGGCCAUAACUGAGAGGCUUAUUGUUGAAGUGACCGAGAAAUGUGGCCUGGACAUGCAGUAUUGCAGAGGGCUGGCGUAUUUGUGCUCUGGUGUGUCUGCUAUGAAGGUCAAAGCAGUGGCAGCCAGAAUAUCUGAGUUACACCCGCUAGCUGUCCUCACCCCCUGCUCCAAUAGCUCUCUAAACGUCUGCCUGGCAAACAGUAUGAACCUCACAGGAGUGCAUCUUGUCAUGUCUACACUGAAAAAGCUGGAUGCGUUUUUCAGUAAAUCGCCAUUAUUGCAGAAUCAGUUGGAAAAUGCCAUUUUGAUCUACUACCAGGGAAAUGACGAGAAAGCCAACGUUCUCAAGGAGGCUUGUUACUCCAAAUGGACAGAGCAGCAUGAUACAUUCGAAGUGGCUGUUGACCUCCUGGAGUCUCUCCUGCUUUGCAUGGAUAGUGUCCAUGACAAUGAAGAUCACAAAUGGAGCAAUGAAGUGGCACACAAUGCCUUUGUCAUAUCUGAAGCACUGGCUGAUUUCGAAUUCGUUAUGACAUUAGUUGUGUUGAAAAACACCCUGUCCUUCUCCAGAGCCUUUGGCAAGAAUCUUCAAGGCCAAACGAAUGAGGUCUUCUUUGCAUCUAGCAGUCUAACUGCGGUUCUGCAUUCACUGAAUGAAGUGUUUGAGAAUAUUGAGGUCUACCAUGAGUUCUGGUUCGAAGAGGCUGUCAACCUGGCUGCAGCCCUUGAAAUACCAGUAAAAAUUCCCAGGCUGUACUUCAGAAAACGACCAAAUUCUGGUGAGGAAAUCCAACCAGAGACAUACUACAAAGAACACGUCACCAUUCCCGUGGUCACCCAUGUCAUCAAGGAGCUGUCUGAGCUCUUCUCUGAAAAUCACCUUAAGGCUUUGAAGUCCUUAACACUUGUUCCUGCCAUCAUGGGGCAGCUGAAGUUCAACACAGCAGAGGAGAGCACUGCAGACAUUUACAGGAAUGACCUGACAAACCCAGACACCUUUCCUGCAGAGUUGCACUGCUGGAAGAUCAAAUGGAAGCAUGGAACUAAAGAUGUUGUACUGCCAUCUACCAUCUAUGAGACACUUCAGCUGUCCGAUGUGAAGUUCUUUCCCAAUGUGUGUGCUCUCUUGAAAGUCCUGUACAACCUGCCAGUCUUUGCUGUGACAAACGGCCAGUGCAGCACUGCAAAACAGCGGCUGAAAGUGUACCUGGAAGAUACACCUGCGCAUCAUAGAAAUAAGAGUCUGGCCCUGGUUAAUAUUAACUGUGCCAUUCGGCAUGAUUUGGAUGUCAUGGUGGAGACAUUCCUGAAAAUGUAUCCAGAUAGUGAGCCAACUGAGAAACAUGACUGAUUACAUGAAUCAGUUCAGGCUGAUAUAUGGCAGUAUGAUGACUGGGUUGUGAAUCGGCAGUUUGCAGAUAUAAUUCUGUUACUUUUAAUUUUAUGCAUGGUGAUUCAAGAUUGGCAGGACUUGAGACUUUUCUUCCUGUCCCAAUUUGUUUUAUAGUCUUUAUAUAGUGUUAAAUUUAAAUUGACUUUAAAACAUAAUCAAUCUUUUGAUGACAAACUUCAUCAGUACUCCUCAGUCUUGAAAUGUUUGUCAAAGGAAUAGUUCACCCAAAAACAAAAUUUCUCAACAUUUACUCGACCUCAUGCCAUCCCAGAUGUGCAUAACUUUCUUUCUUCUGUGGAACAGAAAUGAAGAUUUCAGCUCUGGAGGUCCAUACAAUGCAAGUCAACAGGGAUGAAAUCUCUACGCUUCAAAAAGCACAUAAAUAGAGCCUAAAAGUAAUCCAUAUGACUCCAGUGGUUAAAUCUGUGCCUUUUUUCUAUACAUUUUCCAGUGUGCCCAGUAGGUUGGUGAUGUGCACAAAGAAUGUGAAUGGCCAUAAACAAAAGAAGAACACUUAGGAGAGAAGAGCACUUGUAAGGGUUGUUUAAAAGUGGUGAUUUAUAGUAAAAAAGGACUUAAAUAUUAUUUAGUUUCUUGCCCACACCUAUCAUAUCACUUUGGAAGACAUGGAUUUAACCUCUGGAUUUGUAAUGAUUACUUUUUUGCUACCUUUUGUGCUUCAAAGUUUUGGUCACCAUUCACUUGCAUUGUAUGGACUUACAGAGUCGAGAUAUUCUACCAAAAAUCUUUGUUUGGGGUUUCUGCAGAAGAAAGAAAGUUAUACACAUCUGGGAUGGCAUGAGGGUGAGUAAAUUAUGGUUCUCUCCAGCCUAAGGUUGGAAAUUGGGUGAACUUUUCCUUUAUUAUUAAUUUGCAGGCUUUUCCUAAUAAUAUUUCUUAUAAUAUUUAGCCAUCUUUAAUACAUUUCUCAAAAAAUUUAAAAUGUUGUGUACGACUGGUGUCACUCAAUAUUAAAUCAAUUGUAGUUUUUUUUUCAGUCUGGUAAAAUAAAUG
This is a messenger RNA of Xyrauchen texanus (razorback sucker), 3447 nucleotides long. Its product is annotated as 52 kDa repressor of the inhibitor of the protein kinase-like. The transcript has 5 exons. NCBI's taxonomy places the organism in Eukaryota, Metazoa, Chordata, Actinopteri, Cypriniformes, Catostomidae. The coding region runs from base 169 to 2391 and encodes 740 amino acids. The record is from RefSeq and is a predicted model, not a curated record.